UAGGUUCUAAGUAAGAGUAUGUACAGCUUUCAAAGUGGUGUAAUGGCCCAGAUAUUGUCGAAAUUUUGGGGUAGAUGACAUCAGGCCAGCCCUAAACCUCUGGAACAUGUAUUAGCUAGCUAGUUAGAGGCAUACAUACAAAUUCGUGUUUAUUUUAUACAGCAUGGCGUGUUUUCUUAGUAAUAGACGUGACACAUCAGUAACGAUACCAAAUGUAGAGAAAAAUGACAAUAUUGUUGUUUACAUGAUCAAGGUGAGAGUGGGCGUUAUAUCAUGGACAGUGCUCCAUCGAUACAGUGAUUUUCUUGAUCUUCAUGAGAAACUUGUCUCAGAUCAUGGGGUAGUAAAGGAUAUUUUACCACCAAAGAAAGUGAUUGGAAAUCGGGAUCCAGCUUUUAUCGAGAAAAGAAGAGGAUCCCUAGAAGCAUAUCUGGCAUCAGUUGUCAAUUUCCUUCAGCGUGCGAUGCCAAGAGAAUUAGCAUUAUUUCUGGACUUCCAUCUUUAUGAUAUUCAGUUUCUACUACAAAACCUUGCCAUGAAUUUUUUUAUAGCUGGGGAUUCCUUGUUGCAGAUGUCCAAGAGUUACUCAUUCACUCCUUUUCAGCUCCAUGCUGUCAGUGAAAGACUGAAGCAGCCGUGUCCUCCACUUGAAAUUCUGGAUUACAGACAUGAUUUUAGCCAUGUAUUGGAUUUCUGUUGUCAACUCACAGAUCUCACAAUUGAAGGUAGUAAUGUCCCCGUUGGUACCAGCAACAUUAUACCAAAUAAUCUUCUAUUUGAACUGUCUGCUUUCAAAACAGUACGGAGAUUGAACCUGGUCAGUUUUCCAGUUUGCAACAUCUUCAGUAUUGGUACGUUGCGCUGUACUGUGAACUCGCUGAACGUUCACAACGCUGCGCUCAAGGAAAUCACGCAAGUUCUGUUAUGUGACGACUUGCACAAAAAUGUGAUUCAUACAGGAGAGUCUCACUCGUGGAAGAAGAUUGUUGAAGCGGACUUCAGUCACAAUGGAAUUGAAACUAUUGACGAAGGUGUGAAACUGAUGCCAAGUAUUGAAUAUUUAACGCUAAGUAACAAUAAAAUAGGUGCCUUGAGUAAUUUGACAUCAUUACCCCAUUUGUCACAUCUCAGCCUUUCAGCAAAUUGCUUCGCUGAAGCGAACGACUUCCACACGAAGCUCGGAAAUAUUCGUCACAUUGAUCUUUCUUUAAAUAGCAUUAGUUCAUUGCAAGGAUUCUCCAAACUCUACUCUCUGGAAGGUCUUGAUCUGACAUCAAAUCUGGUAUCUGAUCUCUCAGAAAUAAAGCAUGUAAGUGGCUUGCCGUGCCUAGAAAAUUUAAUCCUGACGGGCAACCCGGUUGCUACAGCUGUUGAUUACAGAGUACGAGCUCUUGAAAACUUUGGAGGAAGGGCAGCUGAAAUUUGUCUGGAUAAUGAGAAGCCGACGCAGAAAGAGCUGGAUACCGUUGCGGUCCUGCAAGCGAUACGAAUCGUGAAAGAAGGCAGAACACCUACUUUCGGUCCUGAAGCCCCGUCUUUUCCAUAAAGUAAAUAUCCAAUGUUUAUUAAAUAUUAUUGUUAACAGAUAUGUAUUUUAUAAUGGUUGGUUUUAAAUAUUAUGGUUAAAACAUAUGUUAUAAAUAUAAGUUUAUUAUAUUUGCUUACCUUUAUAUAAAUGUUAAAUACUGCUGCGUCUGAUUUGAUGUUAAAAGCUCACACUGAAUAAUACAAGCGGCAUGUUGUGUACACUGCCACGUGCUGACAGCGUUUGCAUUUAAAGACAAAAUAAGCGCAGAAUCUACAUUAUGUACCAGUGUAAGAUUCCAUGGUAUGUUAAUGACAGUGAAAUAUUUUUUUGAAGGAACAACCCCUUAUCUCCACAUAAUUAACAUACUGAAGUAUUUUUAGAAGGUAAUUAUUUACGGAGCUAUGAACUUACGGUAUUUAACAACAAAGUGGCACAUUAUUUAUUAUCAGUGGUCAUUACAGUGAUGUGUAUUGAAAUAAACUGAUUGUAAACAUUAGUAUAAAACGUAAUUAGCCAAAGAUUGUACAUUUUUUGCAUGUGAUAUUCUUGCCUUUACGACGACGUCUAUUUCCACGUUGAACAUGCUCUUAAAUAUUUAUAAAUCAGAUGUUGCACUGUCCAAAUGUGAAGGUAAAGAACAAAUUCUAAUACUCAGAAUAAGUUUCCUAAGAAAGUAUUUAAGGUUAUGUGGAUAUUGUAUCUAAAGUUAUAUAUGAACUCUUGUUAUUUAACCAAGCUUAUAUGAAAGUUUGAGAUUUAUAAUUAGGUUAUUCUUGUAAGUUCUCAGUUUAAUGAUGUCAUAUUUACAAAAUGUACUGUAAUUAAAUGAGAGAUUACAUGAUUAGUGGAUUGAAAAUUACAAGUGUA
Molecule: messenger RNA, 2395 nt
Organism: Zootermopsis nevadensis
Lineage: Eukaryota; Metazoa; Arthropoda; Insecta; Blattodea; Termopsidae
Product: nischarin
Cellular component (GO): cytoplasm
Molecular function (GO): phosphatidylinositol binding; protein binding
Source: RefSeq, a predicted model, not a curated record